AUGGCUUAUCUUUUACACUGGUAUUUUUCUCAGCAAAUUAAAAAUAACUUCAAUGAUUUUUCUAAUCAAGUGAAAGAGGAAUUAAAAAAUUUUUCUCAGUUGGCCAAUAAGGUCGAAGAAGAAUUGCAAAACAUCCAAAAAGAAGUUAAAUCGCUAGUCAAAACUAUUGAGGGAUUAGUUGCCAUUGAAAGCGAGUUAAAAAAUGUCACUGCUAGUUUGACAGAAUUGAAUAAGACCGGGGAAAAUAUUAAAGGUAGUUUGGACAAUGUGGGGGAAUUGAAAGAAAAAAUAGAUGAAUUGACUAAAUUAGAAAUUCCCUUAAUAGAACUAGAAAAAUCCCUCAUUAAAGGAGGACAGGGAUUAGAAAAAGAAAUUAGAGAAAAAAUUGGUGGACUGGUUGACCAAAUUAAAGAAUAUAAAAAAAGCAGAAAAUUGAUUAUUUCAGGAAGAAUUGAAACAGUUGAUUAUUCUAAAGAGUGGUUUGGACUGGAUAGACAAAAGGCAGAAUCCGACAAAGAAAUAGAAGACAUUAGUGUUGAGAAAAAAGAGGAAAUACAAAAUUGA
This is a messenger RNA of Entrophospora sp. SA101, 564 nucleotides long. The record is from the annotation of a GenBank genome assembly. NCBI's taxonomy places the organism in Eukaryota, Fungi, Glomeromycota, Glomeromycetes, Entrophosporales, Entrophosporaceae.